GACUGCGGACAUACUACAGGAGAUGACCAGAGACUGUGGACAUAGUACAGGAGAUGACCAGAGACUGCGAACUUACUACAGGAGAUGACCAGAGACUGCAGACAUACUACAGGAGAUGGCCAGAGACUGCGGACAUAGUACAGGAGAUGACCAGAGACUGUGGACAUAGUACAGGAGAUGACCAGAGACUGCAGAUAUAGUACAGGAGAUGACCAGAGACUGCGGACACAGUACAGGAGAUGACCAGAGACUGCGGACACAGUACAGGAGAUGACCAGAGACUGCGGACACAGUACAGGAGAUGACCAGAGACUGCGGACACAGUACAGGAGAUGACCAGAG
Messenger RNA from Staurois parvus, 342 nucleotides. NCBI's taxonomy places the organism in Eukaryota, Metazoa, Chordata, Amphibia, Anura, Ranidae. The record is from the annotation of a GenBank genome assembly.